Lampris incognitus (smalleye Pacific opah) is the source of this 3642-nucleotide messenger RNA. RefSeq names its product Ras interacting protein 1 (gene rasip1). The record is from RefSeq and is a predicted model, not a curated record. Bases 294 to 3287 code for a protein of 997 amino acids. Gene Ontology annotation, molecular function: GTPase binding. Gene Ontology annotation, cellular component: cell-cell junction. The transcript is spliced from 16 exons. Lineage: Eukaryota; Metazoa; Chordata; Actinopteri; Lampriformes; Lampridae. Gene Ontology annotation, biological process: negative regulation of Rho protein signal transduction; signal transduction; angiogenesis.
ACCAGAUAGAGAGUGUGCCGUUUUCGUCCAGCUCGAGAGAGAGAAACGUAAAAUUAAGAUUGAAACACACUUUAGCUCGAAAAAGGGAGACGUGAUUGAUGGUGAGGAUCAGCGAUGAUUGUGUAGAUAUGUGACAGGCCGAGGCCUUUGGAAAAUGGAGUUUCUGUCGUGGGGAGGAAGGAAGCCACAUCGGUAUUAGAUUCCUUUUGGCUGCGUUUUUGCAUUUAUGUGAGAUCGACAUUCAGUGCAAAGGAUAAACAAUAUACAUAGAGAAGGAUCAGAAGGGAUUGUGGAUGGAGGGUUCUGGUAGUCCUCGCUUCAGAAAGCUCCAUUUCCCUGUGGGUCUGUGGAUCAACUCCCCCAGAAAACACUUUGCCAAGCUGGGGGGCCGCUGGCCCAGUGCCGUCUCCGUCAAGUCCACCACCAGCUCUGACGCAGCCUCCCUCCACGAGGCCCCCUCUGCCCCUUCCUCUUCGCUGUCUGCUUCCACCCCUUCUCUGGCUGCCCCUGCCCCGUCCCCAUCUCCCUCCCCGGCCUUCCUCCGGCCACGGCCGGCUGGGACCCAGUCCCGCACCAAGCGCCUCUCCCAUCUCUUCCUGCGGGGGCGCUCUAACAGUGACCGGGAUCGGGCGGUGGGGGAGAGGGAGAGAGAGCUCUGGGCCCAUUCUGCUGCACCUUCAUCCCACCACUACCUGCCUCCGGCCUCCUCCACUGCCCCGGGCCUGAUCAAGAUUUAUGGCGAUGCUCUCUCCAGCGGAGCCAACUAUCGCUCCCUGCUGGCCAACAUCCACUCUACAGCCAGGCAGCUCAUCGCCCAGGUCAUCACACGCUACACUGAGAGAGAGAGGGAGGAGACAGAUGAUGCAGUUCUCCAGAAACACAGCCCAGAGGACUUCCUGUUGUGUGAUGUCAUUGGAAAGCCCAUCCAGCAGCCAGAUGGAGCAGUCCAAUGGGAGACGGAGUGUCGGAGAGGCGUGGCCCCGUGGGAGUGCCCCUUGCUGUUAGUCGACAUGUGGCGGCCCAAGGAGGGAUUUGAGCGGCGCUUUGAAAUGCAGAGAAAGGACGACUAUGAGAGGGAAGAGAGGGAAAGAGAAAAGGAAAGAGAGAGGGAUGGAGAAAACUACCAAGGUGUUCGCUGGAGGCGUAGCAGAAUGUCCUCAGGGGGUGGGCCAGAGGAGAGCGAGCGAGGUCACCGUGGGAGGAACACAGAACUUAGGAGGAGCAUCAGUGACAUGAACCUCAGCCUGCGGCGUCGCCAAGGCAACCAUGUCAGUAAUGACCCGCGUCGCUCUGGUAACCUCCCUAACAACAGUGGAGGGCUGCAUGACAGGAAGAAUAUUGUGAGCAUGAUGACCCCACAGCCAGGGGAGAUUACUGUAUCUAAGGCUGAAGGUAAGGUGGGAUGGAUGAACCAGCCAAUGGAGGAAGAGAAAGACUACUCCAGCUGUGACCUGGAAGUGAUGUCACAAAGCUUGAUCCUUCCGCCAACAGACCGGCCCUACUUCCUGUUGCUGCAGGGUUACGAUCAGAGCAAGGAUUUUGUUUUGUACAUCAUGGCGGGGCAUAUACAUGUGUUUGGGAGGAAGCCCACGGUGAAGGAGAGAGAGAAGGACCGAGAGAGAGAGCGAAAGGGCAAGAGGCCGCUGAAGGUGGACACGUUUCUUUCUGCUCCCGACCUGCUGGCCAGACACCUGUUGGUCAGGAGAGACUCGACCAUUCCCGAGACACCCUCGGGACAAGCUCUGAUGCGGCCCUUCAGAGGAGGGGCGGUCACACACAAUGGCGUGGCCCUUUACAGGGAGACGAUCCUGAAGCCUGGGGACGUGAUCGGUCUUGGGGGCCACUUCCUUUUCCUGUAUCGCGACCCCCGUGUAACCCCACCUCCACCAUUGGCACUGGCCCUGCCCUGGCAGGCCGACGCCCCAUCCACCUGCUGCCCGUCUGGCCUGGUGGACAGACAGGAAGCCUUGAGGCAGUAUCUGGGAUCGACCGAAGCACUUUUGAAGUUUCAUCCCCGUCAUGCAGACAUCCUACUACAGGAGAUUAUUUCCAAGAAUUCUUCACCGGAUUCAGGAGGGGGGCCUUUAGCCCCUGCCUACCUCCUCUCAGUCAUGAUAGAUCAUGCCUCCAAGCAUCUCGACCCUGCUCUAACACCCCAGAUACUCCUCAAAGCGGCCAACCUGAUCAAGGGCAUCGUCUGGGAUAACAUUAAGGAAUUCGGGGAUAAGCAUCCCACGCAAAAUUCCACAGAACAGGACGGGGAAAUCAGCACGGCCAACGUCCAGAAACUGUCGUCUGACCUGCGACCUUUAAUGUUUUGGAUGUCCAACGCCACAGAGCUCCUUAACUUCUUCCAAGUCAAGGUUGAGGCCAUGGAAAAGGAGUGGGAGUUUGAAGCUCCCGGAGACCCGGUCUUGGUGGCUGACAUGGACACCUGCUCAGAAGCGUUGGCACAGCUGGAUGAUGUCAUCAUGCACACCUUCCAGCAGUGUGUGUAUCAUCUCACCAAGACGCUGUACUCGCUCCUGCCAGCACUCCUGGACACCAACCCCUUCUCCAACGAGGACAAGGACAAAGAAAAGGAUGGGGCGCAGGAUGCGGAGGGAAGAGGAGGAGGAGGGGAAGGAGAUGUGGAUGACGUGUCCUCCUUGCCCCCCGCCGUGGCCGGGCUGGUGGAGGUUUACCGUUGUUCCUUGAUGUUGUCCCGGGAGGCAUGUCUGUCCCCCCCACUCACCUCCCAAACCUUUGGCUACCUCUUCUUUUUCACCAACACCUCCCUCCUCAACACGCUGCUAGAGAGAGAUGGGCUAUUUUCUUGGUCCAGAGCAGUACAGAUCCGCACUAACCUAGACCUGGUUCUGGACUGGCUACAAGGGGCGGGAUUAGGAGACAUCGCUUCUGAGUUCUUGAAGAAACUGUCAGUCACGGUCAACUUCCUAUGCGUGCCCAAGACCCGCCUUAUCCAGUCAUCUUGGGACAGCCUAUCAGAGGACCAUGCCCUGUUAAGCCCCGCCCAGCUCCACCACCUGCUGACCCAUUACAAGUUGGGACCAGCCAGAGCCCCGCCAGCCACUUGGGCCCCUCCACCGGGCACAGAGUUGAAUGGAGACAUCUUUGAGAGCUUCCUGGACCACCCCCCUCUCAUCCUGCCCAAUGAGACGCCUCGACUCGACCUCUCCCAGCCAAUCCCGAGCCCCGAGCUCCAAAAGGAAGUGACACGUCUCCGCACCUUCUUGUGGGGACUCGACCAGGACGAGCUCCCGGCCAAUCAGAGGACUCGGCUCUGAGCAAGCCUGUAUUUGUCUCAUGGUGGAUUUUGAGCAGCGAUGAAUAAGAUAAACCCAAACACCCUAAAUCCCUCCACUGAAUCAAAUGCAAAUUGGACAUGUUUUUUCACAUGUUUUACAUCGCUUAGGGCGGUGUUUUUAUUGUUAUUAUUAUUAUUAUUAUUAUUAUUCUGAAUCAGCUGAAACAAGGAAGUGACAUGAAGUAGGUUGGAAAUGUCCUUUUUGAAGCCCAUUUACUCAGUCCGAUCACGCCAUGUAAGACACGUGUAUUGCCCCCGAUGAGACUUGAUGGAUGUUUUUUAUGAUGAUAUUUGGGAAAUAAAAGCUCAUGCUUAUCGGCUCCUGGUCUGUGCUU